This is a messenger RNA of Pelodiscus sinensis (Chinese soft-shelled turtle), 1999 nucleotides long. It is a transcript of the gene EFNA2, whose product is annotated as ephrin A2. Gene Ontology annotation, biological process: ephrin receptor signaling pathway; osteoclast differentiation; bone remodeling. Gene Ontology annotation, cellular component: plasma membrane. The record is from RefSeq and is a predicted model, not a curated record. Lineage: Eukaryota; Metazoa; Chordata; Testudines; Trionychidae. Gene Ontology annotation, molecular function: ephrin receptor binding.
AUGGCUCACGCCAACGCCCUUCCAGCGGCAAGAGCCAAGCUGUUCCCAGGAGUUCGGCUUCCUAAGCCCAUCCUCGGCGUCUCAGACCAUGCUCAGGCUGGGAAAGUUCUCUCGGAUCGCUACGCCGUGUACUGGAACAAGAGCAACCCCAGGUUCCAUCAGGGGGACUACACGGUGGAAGUCAGCAUCAACGACUACCUGGACAUCUACUGCCCGCACUAUGAGGAGCCCCUCCCGGCGGACCGCAUGGAGCGCUACAUCCUGUACAUGGUGAACGGCGAGGGCCACGCCUCCUGCGACCACCGGCAGAAAGGCUUCAAGCGGUGGGAGUGCAACAGGCCCGACUCUCCCAACGGGCCCCUGAAGUUCUCGGAGAAGUUCCAGCUCUUCACGCCCUUCUCCCUCGGGUUCGAGUUCCGGCCGGGCCACGAGUAUUACUACAUCUCUGCAACUCCUCCUAACAUGGUGGACAGGCCCUGCUUGAAGCUGAAGGUGUAUGUGCGACCCACAAAUGACUCCCUGUACGAAUCUCCGGAGCCUAUUUUCACCAGCAACAACUCGUGUUGCAGCCUCCGGGUCCCACACGUCGUCCUGGUGGUGGUGCCCGUGUUUUGGACCAUUCUCAGCUCCUAGCCCCGAGAGGAGAAAGCAAAGGAAGAGGUGAGCGGAGCCGGGCGAGGGGGAGAGACAGACGCCCGCUGGAGAAGAGACGCGCUCUGCCUGCCUUGGGGGGAACGGACCCUCUUGGGCCAGCCUUUUGCUUUGUUUUUAAAACAAUUGUCUCUUUCGCAAGAACCUUUGAACUGCAUCACCUGGGCGGGGCGGCGAGGUUGGGCAAGGGAUGCAAAGAAGGAUUUUUUUUCCUCUAGCCCAGCCUCUAGCUCGGAGAAUUGCUGGUCGUGGCACGGAGUCACUUGGAAGAAGGCUGCAACGUUUCCGACGAGGUACAAAAUAACACCCCCGCCGUGCACCCCAGCAGUCUGGUUUUGGGGAGGGGGUAUCGACAAAACGACGGUGGAUAAGAGCAGCGUGGGCUCCGCGCUGGAUUCUUGCUGCCGGGACGGCCACUUUUCCUGGUGCCGGGGCUCAGCUCGCUUUGAUCCUCCUUGUAGGAUUUUGCUUUUUAAAUUUCUAGACCAAAUAUUAGAGGCUCCCCUCCCCCGCCCUCACCCUUUUUUUGGUUGUUUUUGGUUUCGUGCUUUUCUUGCACUUCUGGAGACUCAGCUGCAAAACGAGACACCCUCCCCCGUCAGAAAUCUCCUUGAGCAGCAUUCCCGGACGACCCGUCAAGGCAUUGCAGGAUCACUAUGGGGCUUGGGUUUUCCUUCCGGGGCUCCCUCCCCGUCCCCAAACUGGGGAUUCGGUGGCUGGCAAACGACCGAAGUGCCCGGACUCUGGGACAUGCUGGGUCCGGGACAAGAACUGCAGCGCUCUCGGCUGGUUUGCUUUGGAGUCUGAACUAGCCCAGCUGUUGACCGUUGCUGGCUUGUAGUUUGCAGGCAGGGGGGCCAGAUGCAAACAUGCCUGUCCCUGCCCCCAGGCUCUGGGGCGGAGCGCUGGCCUGGGACAGUGGCCAGAUCCUUGCGGGACGACGGUACCAUUUUCGUGGCUUGGUGGGUUGUUUCUUCGGUGGGCGUGGGAGGGGGGUUGUUGGUUUUGUGGGGGAGGGAUGGGCAGGGCUGCCAAUAAGCCAGCAAAGGUAAUUGAGCAACUGACAUCAGUGGAGAAGCAAAGGGCAACGCUGGCGGGGAGGGGGGGAGGGAGAUGUGGGGAGGGGCCUUCGCCACUGAGAGCAGGAUCAAAACUCUGGUUUGGGGAAGGGGCCGCUGGGGUGGGGCAAUGGCAGGAAUGUGAGCGUAGAAUCCCAGGAUCCCAGGGAGGGCAGAGACCUCAGGAGCCAUCGAGUCCAGCCCCCUGCCCAAGGCAGGACCAGCCCAACUCAACCCUCCCAGCCAGGGACGUAAACACCUCUAGGGACGGAGACUCCACCCCCUCCCUC